Messenger RNA from Aphidius gifuensis, 1338 nucleotides. RefSeq names its product DNA-directed RNA polymerase III subunit RPC7 (gene Polr3G). Gene Ontology annotation, cellular component: RNA polymerase III complex. The record is from RefSeq and is a predicted model, not a curated record. NCBI's taxonomy places the organism in Eukaryota, Metazoa, Arthropoda, Insecta, Hymenoptera, Braconidae. Gene Ontology annotation, biological process: transcription by RNA polymerase III. The coding region runs from base 390 to 1043 and encodes 217 amino acids. The transcript is spliced from 2 exons.
UUUUAAACAAUAUAUGUAUUGUUGUUAUUAAAUAGUUGAUUAAUAAUUAAUUAAUAAUUAUUAUAUAAAUAGUUGUUACACAUUGUCAUGACGGUAUAUCACGACGAAGUUGAAAUUGAAGAUUUUGAAUUUGAUGAAGACGAUGAUACUUAUUAUUAUCCAUGUCCUUGUGGUGAUCAAUUUCAAAUAACUCGUGCUGAUUUAAUUGCCGGUGUUGAGGACGCAACUUGUCCAUCGUGUUCACUUGUUGUUAAAGUUAUUUAUGACAAAGUUGCCUUUACAUUAAAACAAGAAGAGAUACAAUCAAUUGAUAGCAAAGAAUCAUUAAAAGAAAAAAUUUAACGUUAUUUAUCAUUAUUAAAAUUUAAUAUCAACAAUAAAAUAUUAUCAUGGCUGGAAGAGGAGGUCGUGGUAAACCAGCAAUGUCAUUUUCAGCUGAACAAGUUGGUUUAAAUCGUAAUGAGGGAAUACCAUCAGUACUACAACCAUUACCUGAUUAUCCAACACCAGAAUUUAAAGCACCACAAUUACAAUUUACAACAGAACUUGGUUAUUGGAUACAGCUUAAAGCUGAUUAUGCUGAGUAUAUAAAAGAUUCAUCAAAUAAUGUACCAGAAGCAACAAAAAAAAAAGAUAUUGAAAGAUAUUCAGAUCAUUUUAAUGCAUUAAUUAAUACAAAAAUAUCAUAUGAAAAACUUUAUGACUGGACAAAAUUACCAAGUGAAUUAAAACCAGGUUACAAAAGAAAACGUACAACAAAUGACAUUGCUAAAAAAAUUGAUAAUGUUGAUAAAAAAUUAGAUGAAUAUGAGAAAAAAGAUACAUAUCAUAGUGAUGAUGAUGAUGACGAUGAAGAAGGAAAAGCUAAAAAAACAAAAGGUGAUGAUGAUGACGAUGAUAAAGAUCCAAAUGAUCAACUUGAAGAUGAAGAAGAUGAAGACGAUGAAAUGGAUGAUGGUACUGAUUAUGUUAAUAAUUAUUUCGACAAUGGUGAGGCAUAUGAAGAAGAAGAUGAUAAUCUUGAUGAUGGUCCAGUUUAUUAAGAUUUAUAUUUUCAAUUAUGUAAAUUAAUAUCUCCCUUUUGUUUUCGUUGAUUCAUAAUUUUGUUGAUAAUUUUUUUUUUUGUAUAAUAAUCAAUGUGUAUAGACUUUGUUCUUUUUGUUUUGUUUUGUUUUUUUUUUAAUAAUUAAUAUUACAUUACCAAUAAACUCAGCGCCAAUAUAUUGUAAAUGACAGAAAAAAACAUUUAAACAAUUAUAUAUAUUUUUGUGAAUCAAAGAAUUUCAAUUUUGUGUUGAUUUUUUUUUUCAUUUAUUUUAUUAAAUUUAGUCACAAAAA